Messenger RNA from Gadus morhua (Atlantic cod), 4407 nucleotides. RefSeq names its product neural proliferation, differentiation and control, 1b (gene npdc1b). Lineage: Eukaryota; Metazoa; Chordata; Actinopteri; Gadiformes; Gadidae. The record is from RefSeq and is a predicted model, not a curated record. Gene Ontology annotation, cellular component: membrane.
ACUUCGUGGAUGGAUGGACACGCCCACGGGUCUCCUCUGCGUGGUGAAGAUGAGACGUCGUGACGACACAGUGACGUUUCUCCUCUCAUCCAGCCGGGCAACAGCGAAAACACACAAACACACACCGUGUGAUCAGAAGCACCUCAUCCACAACCAAGCGUCCGAGCCCGAUAACCCUCACCAUGAAUCCUCCAAGAGCCUGCGUGUCCGCUUUGAUUUAAAGAUUGCUAAACAGGUCUACACCAAGAGGCUUUUUUGAGGACGCUCUUAUUUAUUUUUUCUUCACGUGGGGUACGCGGCGGAGGAAUGGUCCCUGGUGUCCGUGCGUCGCUGCCAUGGUAGGAGAGCUCUGCAGGAUGCGGUCCUCCGGAGCCGUCCGGCCCGCACUCCUCUCCCGCCUCGCCUUGCUGGCAACGCUGAUCCUGGCCAGCGACUGUCUGACGAGAUCAUGUCCCAGGUCUCUGGACUGCGCAAGGGCCGGCCGUCACUUCUGUCCCCUGGGGGGCACGCAGUGUGGCCCCUGCCUUGGGCCCCUGGUGGAGGACCCCCACGGCCGCUGUAUGGUCCGGGGACGUAAGGCACACCACUAUGCUAAGAAGACGACAUACCCUGAGCUGGAUGAGGAGAUAGAUUUCUUGUCCACCAUCGUCACUGAACAGCGGGUAACCAAGUCAAGGAAGCCAGCGUCAUCCCCGGUGCAGGAAGCGGCGGUCGUCAAGGAGACGCUGCCCCUGGUGGUACCCAGCGCCACCUACAGGCCAGUUGCAACUGCAGCACAGGCAGCCAAUCAGAGCACUGCAGCCGCCCCCUCGGCCCUACUCCUGGCGUCCAAUCACACGGCAGGUCUCUCUGGGGCUCCUGUGAUCACCCCAUACGUGCCCAAUGACAACGUCUUCGUCGUUCUCAGCAGCACCUUCAUCGUGGCUGGGUCCCUGGCGCUGGUGGCCGCCGGAGUCUGCUGGGUCAGGUUAAAGAGGGGUGUAGGUCUGUCCCAGAAGGUGGAAUACCCCGCCUACGGACCGAUGAGAGGUCACGCCUACGACAGCUCUGUGCCGGGGGAUAAGAAGCUUGCCCACAGUGCCCAGAUGUACCACUACCAGCACCAGAGGCAACAGAUGCUGUCCCUGGAGAAACAUCGAGGCGAGCCAAAGAUACCCGACUACGCAGCAACGUCGGACGAGGAGCAGGAAGACGGGGACUUCACUGUCUACGAGUGUCCUGGUUUGGCUCCGACAGGGGAGAUGGAGGUGAAGAACCCGCUGUUUGACGAUUCCACCCUCUACCUGCAGAGGUUCCCCCAGUAGACUGGACACACACGCACACACACCAACACACGCAAGCACACACACGCACACACACACACACACACACACACACACACACACACACACACACACACACACACACACACACAGACACACACGCAUGCGCGGACACACACACACGCUCAAAUGUAAACUAAGUUACUUUACACACACACACACACACAAUCAGGUGCACGUGUAUCUUGGGGUGAUGUACAUGAUGCGGGAACUUGAAGAAGCAGGAGGAAGUGUGUGAUGAAAAGAGGAGAGCAGGGAAACAGGAAGUAGAAGAGUGAGAUGGUUUAAGCGUCCUGCAGAAGAGAGAUGAUUCGGUUUGCUUCUGACUUUCCAACUGUCCCUCCGGCUCUCAUAUCUCAUACGACCAACCCUGCCUAUCAGCGGUUCCUUACCUCUCUUCUCUGUGUCCACUGCUUCUGCCGUGUGCUAUUCUUUAUUUCAGCUUGCUCUUUAAUUGCUUCUAUGAUUCAUUCUGACAAACAUCACUGUCCUAGCCAUUUACCAGGCGCUUUUAUCAACAGCGGCUUGAAAUGAAUUCAGUUGCAGGUCAUUAUGGAGCAGGGAGAGCAUUUCUGGGCGUCAUAGCUCAGGGAUGCCUACAGGUUAUUCUGCGGACAUCAGGGUUUGACCUGGUACCUUUCGGCUGGGAGUGGACCGCCCUAGCCACUACACUAUCCUACAAAACAAUCCUUACCGUGUAAUCACACAGCUUUUAUUUAUUUUUGAGACUUUAUCACUUUAAGGUAGCAGACAUGUUUUUAUUAGCAUAAGUAUAAUCAGGGAGUCGCAACAAGACGCUGAACUCUGGGACAGAAUGGGCUUUCAUUUUGAGUUUUAUUCUCCGCUUUGAGCGUUGAUCCAAGACUGCUUGUGCUUUCGGCUGCAGACAAAUGUUCACAUUCACUGAGAUUAGAGACGUUUCUGGGUUAAAUCCUUCUAGUCGCAAUCCUUUUUUAAUUCUCCAAUGCGCCUUUGGUUCGUGUUUUGAACAUUGAAUGGAAAUGUUACACGGCAACACACCCAAGCAUCGUAACGUGUAACCGUACGUUGCAAUCGUAAGUUUUAAUCGUACGUUUUUUGACACCGUAUCGUCCUUUGCUCUUGUUCCUCUAUGCAUGAUUUUGAUGAAGCUGUGCUAUGGCAAAAAAAAUAAUAAAGUAAACAAUGAAUAAAUAUGCAUUUCCUGUACAGUUCUCGGCAAGUUUACUGUGUGAACAUGCUCACUAUAAAACUCAAUAUAACUUGAAUGAUUUCGGAGUCCCUUUGAAACAGUUGUACCUAGCGCUCUGACCCGGUGCUGACACGACCCUCGGCUCUCUCUCCCGGUGUGUGUUCCUCUGUAUACCGCUGCUAACGUGGAAGAGGCCGAUGUGUUGCUGGUCUAACUGCACCACACACCUUCCUCGUCUAGACGUUUAUUUACUUGAGAGCCCGAGCAACUACUGAACUGUUGUACUUUGUUUACCUUUUUGUCUUGUUCCCGUUGAAUACACGGGGUUCCCAUAGAAACUAGCGUCGGCUAGGCUUUAGUUUGGCGUCUUACUCCUACCCGUCUUACUGUAUGCAAUGUCCAUGCUGCACACCUAGAAGCCUAGGUGGCUGGCUUUUCUGGGAUCCUCCAUAACCGAGGAUGCAGGGUGGUGGUGUUGAGAGACCGGUUUACUGUAGGGUCUGCAGACAUUGAUACAUGACGAUGGUGCUCCAUGCAGGAGAUCGCCCCGACUGUGUGUGGGGAUGGCUGGUUUGACCUAUUGCCCAUUGAUGUCUCAAAGGGCAACCUGUGAGCACCCCCAGCCCCAGAGUCCAAUCAGUCUUGACUGGGUCCAGGUGAGGCUGCUGAAACCAGCCAUCAUCCACGCACACUUGAGUUCAAUUGAACUGUAAAUGUAGAAUGACAUCCAGAUGUUGUGGUUAGAUCAGUUUACCAGCUGGUAGAGUGCAUCGGAUAGGCUGGUAGGCUGAUCUAUCCCUCAUUCAUCUGGGUGGACACACCCACUAGUGAGGUGACGAAUGGAUUGCUUUUUAAAUGGCUUGUAAGACUGAUAAACAUCACAUCAUUUUUGAAGGCCCUUAAAUGCUACGCCAACCUUAACAAAUUUAAAUGUUGUUAUCUGGAGCAAAUUGAACUUGUGAAUAUCUGCUAUGGCUGGUGUAUGGGAACCCUGUGUUGUUUUAGAAAGUGGCCUAUUGUGGUUGACUCUCAGGAAAGCCAUUUCCUCCUCCUAGAAAGUGGUCACACUGUACCACAUUUUGUGAGUUUGCAGCCAUCUUAAUGUUAAAAAAACAUUUUGUUUGCACCAAUUACAGCCAAGCUCGUUCUAAAGUUUUAAAAAAUCCCUUGCUCAUCAUAAAUCAUAAAUCAUCAGCAAGAAUAAGUAAUGUAUUCAUUUUUUAUUAAUUUAUUUUAAUUUAUAUGGCAGUCAACUCACAGAGGGGAUAUCUGGUAGCUACUGUUAUACUCCCAUUUAAAACCGGACACUGUCUGUAUCACAUUAGUUCCUUCACACUGAAGUUUUAAAACUACAGCUCUACAGUACUACUGGUCCAAACUAUAGUUCCAUGGUUAAAACUGGUUAUACUGAUUAUAACUACAAUACUACUGCUAAUAACUACUACUGAUUAACACUACCCUUUCUCCUGGUUGGAACUACAGUUUUGUGAAGAACUACUACACUUCUGGUUGAAACCUACAGUAUUCAUGGAUGAAACUAGAUUUUACAGCCUAAUGUUGGAGAUUUUUUAACCGAUUUUUGUGGUACUGUUUCAAAAUGGUUGAGCCUACCGAGCAAACACAUAUGUUUUGGUAUCAAUGAUAUAAUCAAACUUUUAUGUUUUUAUUCAGUGUUUUCUCAAAACCUCUGCUCUUUCCUUUCCUUCCAGUUAGUCAUUUUACCCAAAAACUGGCUUACUUUUGGCUCUAUCUUUCUGUGUGUCUUGUUGAAGAAAGCUUUAUGUCGGCUAGACACCCUUGUUACAUACUUGUGUCAGUACAAGGGAUGUACCACUCUUUAGAUGGUUUGGCAUGCAUGUGGAUAUGCUGGCGCUGGGGAAAAAUAAAUAAAUAUUUAUAUUAUCUGAACUGAAA